Ustilaginoidea virens is the source of this 933-nucleotide messenger RNA. RefSeq lists its product as uncharacterized. The transcript has 2 exons. Lineage: Eukaryota; Fungi; Ascomycota; Sordariomycetes; Hypocreales; Clavicipitaceae. The record is from RefSeq and is a predicted model, not a curated record. The coding region runs from base 1 to 933 and encodes 310 amino acids.
AUGAAACGAGGCGACCAGGAACAACGGAUCAAUGCGCGGCAAGGACUGACUCCCGACUUGAGCGAGAGGAAAAGGAAGGCGGCUGCCCUGCUGGCGAAAGGGGGGAGUGGUUGGGGGGAGGGGGGUGGCGGUGAGCAAGGGAGGCUCUGCAGGGGGGUGGCCCGGCCAGACGAGAUGAUGGUGGGUCUGGGAGCCUGGUUGGUUGGGCGGCCGGGCAGCCGGGCAGCCAGGUGCAUGGGGACGCAAGAUGCGUGCGGUGCGUGGGCGCGAGAUGGGCACGGGGCAAGGAAGGGCCCGAAUCCUGAGCCGGGAGGGGCCAAUCAGGCCAACCAGGCCAACCAGGCCAACCAGGCCAAUCAGGCCAAUCAGGCCAAUCAGGCCAAUCAGCGACGGGCUGCCGAAUUGCAGGAAGGCCUGCUCCAGUCACAUUCCGCAGCAGCCCCGAACACCCCCGUCAUCAGACGACUCUGUGCAUCUCACGCCCAUGGCCCGGGCAAAACAGCGCCUCGUGCCCCCGCCAGACUCGCUCACCCGCCGGACGACUGCAUCAGCAUCAGCAUCGGCAUCAGCAUCAGCAUCGGCAUCAGCAUCAGCAUCAGCAUCAGCAUCAGCAUCAGCAUCAGCAUCAGCAUCAGCAUCAGCAUCGGCAUCAGCAUCAGCAUCGGCAUCAGCAUCAGCAUCGGCAUCGGCAUCACCAUCAGCAUCGGCAUCACCAUCACCAUCACCAUCACCAUCACCAUCACCAUCACCAUCACCAUCACCAUCACGACCAGCAUCAGCAUCAGCAUCACCACCACCAUCAGCCACAGCCGCCCAACCAUCACCGCUCCGUCAUGCUUCGCUCAUGCCAAAGCACCAAGCCCCCACGCCUCCUCAACCCCCGUACGCUCUCGCUCUCGCUCCCACCAGUCUCCCCAGCCUGCCGGCACAUGA